Messenger RNA from Phycomyces blakesleeanus NRRL 1555(-), 1803 nucleotides. RefSeq lists its product as hypothetical. Bases 1 to 1803 code for a protein of 600 amino acids. The record is from RefSeq and is a predicted model, not a curated record. The transcript has 2 exons. Lineage: Eukaryota; Fungi; Mucoromycota; Mucoromycetes; Mucorales; Phycomycetaceae.
AUGGCAAAAAUACUACCACCCAAUGUUCUCACAUAUCUGGCGACAUAUGUCAAUAAAGAUGACCAGCUUGGCUGUGCCUUAGUCUGCAAACAGUGGACAGAACCAUUUCUAAACGCUUAUUGGGCUAGAGUUAAUAUUUACUUCUGGAAUUCAAAACACUUCAUCGACAAAUUGUAUCUUAGACAAGACUAUCAAAAGAAUGCACAUCGAACGUGGGCGUUAGAUAUCCAUUUAGAUGAAAAUAUAUUUGCAUAUAUUCCAGUAUUGCAGCAAACAUAUUCCAGAAUAAAGUAUUUCUCUUGUUCGGUAUCUGAACCAUACGAGCUUACUGACAUAAUAAAUUGGAGUCUUUGGAAAACAUUAUCACACCUGAAAUUAGAUGUUAAGGAUGGCGAAAACGUGAUGGAUGAACUUCUCGAAGAACUGUCAGUAUUGCCUUGUCUUAUUCACCUCACGAUCAAAAGCUUACAUAGUAUUAUGCGAAAACCCAAUUUUUCCCUCGCCAACUUUGAAUCACUUCACUGCUACUUUCCACGCCUACAAUAUAUCAAGAUACAAGCUAAAUUUAAACCAAUAUCCGAAAAAGAAAUCGAAAAAAUAAGAAACGUUGAACCAGCACACAAUGUUACCAAGAUCGAUUUCAAUUCUCCUCAUAUUAGCUCAUUGUGGAUAUUCUACUCUGCACACAAGUAUCCCAAUAUAGUCACUUGCUAUUUAAGCUCAUAUGGUAAACCAUACAACGUCAAUCCACCAUCUUACUAUGACCAGCAGAAAUAUCAGAGUCAACUUCAAUUACUGUUAUCCGCCAAGCAAUUCUUUCCUUGUCUACAAAAAAUACACAUGGAAAUCAACCAGGUUAACAUUAUUUUUGAUAUUGUGGAACCAGAAAUGAAUGAUUUAAACACGUGGAUCAAAUAUUUUUCUGAAUCUGUGGAGAUUUUGCAUAUCAACUACGGAAGCAUUGUCAAUAAUUUUAUACCUCCAGACAGAAGAUUUCUCGUACAUUGCAACAAGUUAACUGAAUUGUCCAUCAAAAUCGGUAGUUAUAUAUGCAUAGAGAAGAUUUUGGAUCAUUGUCCCGUCUUGCAAUUAUUGUACAUAAAGGAUUCAUGUAUUUCUUACCCCGAGUACCCACAGUCUAUACACUUACCACACCCGCUACGAAAGCUAGUAAUAAUCAAUACAUAUCUAUUGACUCCUGUUUUUAACUACAUAUCUUUCCGUUGUGGACAGCUGAAAUAUAUGGAAUUGAGGGAAGUCCGUUAUCAUAUUCCGGAAAAUAAUGAAACCGGACAAGUACUUUUGGAUAUGUCUUUUUCACAACUAAAAGUGCUAAUAACAUACGGUACCCAAAUUACUAAGUUUCGUCAUCGCAGUACUCUUCCUAAGCAUAUUGUCAUUGAACAAAUGGGGAAUAAUAGCAUUGAUCAAGGACAAGCACCUCAAUUGAACUGGCACCAUUUGUGCGUUGACAAAACAAACAGAAAAUCUAGACUAUUGGCAUGGAAACUUGGAAGACGUGACAUUGAAUUUGCACACAGAUACCUUCAAGACUUUAAACGAAGAAGAGGAAAGGAAACGCUGCGAAAGGACAUGAAACGAUCUAAAAUGGGUUAUAAACUCAAAAGAUUCUGGAAAAGAGAUCUUCAAUAUGGUGUCUUGAUAUUUCGAUUCAAAUCUGUUGAAGAAUAUUUUAUUGACAAAAAGGAUGAAGAUCAAUAUGAUCUCAAAAAAAUGUCAGCCAUGUAUUAUUGUAAAACCCAUCCUUUUAAUUUUUAUCAUGAGAGUGAAUUGAUAAUGUAA